Messenger RNA from Talaromyces atroroseus, 1395 nucleotides. RefSeq names its product Acid phosphatase. Gene Ontology annotation, molecular function: hydrolase activity, acting on ester bonds. The record is from RefSeq and is a predicted model, not a curated record. Gene Ontology annotation, biological process: phospholipid catabolic process. Lineage: Eukaryota; Fungi; Ascomycota; Eurotiomycetes; Eurotiales; Trichocomaceae. The transcript has 2 exons. The coding region runs from base 1 to 1395 and encodes 464 amino acids.
AUGCAGUCUACUCUCCUGUUGCUCACCGCCGCUGGUGCUGCUGUGGCCCAGCUGGCCACCACUUCCGAGCCCUCGCUCUCUCAGAUCGAGCAAGCCGCUGCAACCGUGGUCCCAUCGUCUCCCGUUUCUGACGUGGAGGGCCUUGCUUUCAAGCGUUUCUAUCAGGUCUGGAUGGAGAAUGUCGACUACGACACCUCUGCCGAUGAUCCCAACCAACAGUGGAUGGCCUCUCAGGGUAUUCUGCUGACCAACUACUGGGCUGUCGCUCAUCCCUCCGAGCCAAACUACGCCUCUGCUGCCGCUGGAGACCAGUUUGCCAUGGACAACGAUGACUGGCAUCAGAUUCCCGCCAACAUCUCCACUGUUGCUGAUCUCUUAGAUACCAAGGGCAUCUCGUGGGGUGAAUACCAGCAAGAUAUCCCCUAUGCUGGCUUCCAGGGCUACAACUAUUCCAACCAGGAAACUCAUGCCAACGACUACGUGCGCAAACACAACCCGCUCAUUCUAUAUGACAAUGUUGCCUCCAAUGACUCUCGCAGCACCCGUAUCAAGAACUUUACGGAUUUGUACAACGACAUUAAUGCCGACACCCUUCCUCAGUGGGCUUUCAUUACUCCUAACAUGACGAAUGAUGCCCAUGACACCAACGUAACAUUUGGCUCCACCUUUGAGCGCGCCUUCAUUCAGAACCUCACCACUUACCCUGACUUCUGGAACGAGACUCUCAUUCUCCUCACCUGGGAUGAGUCUGGUAACUACUCCGUGCACAACCGCGUGUACUCCAUACUUCUUGGUGGUGUUAUCCCUGACAACCUUAUCGGCACUACUGACGAUACAUUCUACACCCACUAUUCGAGCUUGGCUACCGUCGAAGCUAACUGGGGUCUUCCUUCCUUGGGUCGUUGGGACUGUGGUGCCAACAUCUUCCAGAUUGUGGCCAACAAGACCGGAUACACUAACUAUGAUGUUGACACCACCAACCUGUGGUUGAACUCCACCUUCAUCGGUCCUCUCUCUACAAACACUUACUCUAACUACUCCUCCAACUGGGCUGUCCCUGCUACCGGUAACGAGACCUGCUCUGCCGGUUACGGUAUCCUGGACACUGUCAAGUCUACCUGGGGCGGUCUGACUCCCACUUACAACUACACCAGCCCAUUCCCCUUCGACACCGCUAGCAAGAAGGAUGUCGGUGUGUCCUUCUCUCGUAACGGAACUACUUGGAUCUCGGGUGUGAACAACACCGUCUUGACCACUACCACCACCUCUAACUCCACCUCCACCACCGCCUCUUCAUCCUCUACUCCCUCAAGUGGUGCUUCAUCUUUGGUUAUCGCCCCUGGAAUCGUCACCCUUGCCGUCAGCGCUUUGUUGGCUUUUGCCGCUGCUUUGUAA